Molecule: messenger RNA, 2006 nt
Organism: Cannabis sativa
Lineage: Eukaryota; Viridiplantae; Streptophyta; Magnoliopsida; Rosales; Cannabaceae
Product: polyphenol oxidase I, chloroplastic
Exons: 2
Coding region: 86-1810 (574 amino acids)
Molecular function (GO): catechol oxidase activity
Source: RefSeq, a predicted model, not a curated record
UACAUUUAUUUUUUCAUAUAUAUACGCAUAGUUUCUCUUAAAUAAAUUAUUAGGUAUUAUUUGAGUGGAGAAGCAAUCCAAAAAUAUGGCUACCCAAAAGUGCAAUCGUGUAGUUUCGUUUGCGUUGUUCAUUGCAGUUGCGUUACCAGUAACUCUAUUUUUCCUCAAUACCUCUGACAUUUGGAAAUUAAAAGGUGCAAUCCUAAACAUAGUAGGAAGCCAUGAUAGAAAAUCAUCAAGCAAUGAUAAUAUUACCAAAAUUAACAUGGCCAACAUGACGAUGGAAAUUAGUCCUAACUUAACAUCAUGCCAUGACUCCUAUGGUCGUCCAGACCUCUUAGUCAAUUGUUGUCCUCCCUUAUCAGCAACUGAUGACGUGGCAAUCGAUUUCCAAUACAUUUAUUCAAAAUCAUCAAAGCUUAGAGUUCGUCGCUCAGCUCACCACUUAGAUACCACAUAUAUUGCUAAAUACACCAAAGCUCUUACUAUCAUGAAAUCCCUUCCCUAUAGCGACCCUCGAAGCUUUUCCCGCCAAGCCUUACUCCACUGCACCUUUUGCACCGGUGCUUAUGACCAGAAAUUCUCAUCUGCCACAAUUGAUAUCCAUCGUCAAUGGCUUUUCUACCCUUUCCACCGAAUGUACCUAUACUUUCAUGAGCGAAUUCUCGCUAGCCUCAUCGAUGACGACACUUUUGCUUUGCCCUUUUGGAAUUGGGAUAACCCUGACUCCAUGAUUUUCCCCAAGAUGUUUCUUGAAGGACCCUUUGUAGAUUCACAACGAGAGCCUUCACACUUCAAUAAAGUUGUGGAUUUGAAUUAUAAUUCAUAUACGGUUGGCAAUGCAUCUGGAGAACAAGAACAAGUUGAUACUAAUUUGGCAUUUAUGUAUAAUCAAGUUAUCGCUGCUGCAAAAAAGCCUGAGCUUUUUAUGGGAUGCCCAUUGUAUCCCGGUGAAGAUGGGUAUUGUGAUGGACCUGGCACUGUAGAAUUGGCACCACACAACACUGUUCAUACAUGGGUUGGGCUUUCUUCGAAUCCCCACAAUGAGAACAUGGGAGCUUUCUAUUCGGCGGGUUGGGACCCAUGUUUCUAUUCUCAUCAUGCAAAUCUUGAUCGUAUUUGGGAUGUUUGGAGAGACAUUCAUGGUAUGUACUUACCCAUAAACGAUACUGUAUGGCUCAAUUCAUAUUUCUAUUUUUACAAUGAGAAUCUUCAACUAGUAAAGAUCAAAGUGUCGGAUGUUUUGAAUACUAAGGAGCUCGGUUAUACUUAUGAAGAGACUGAUCUUGCAUGGUUGAACAAACGCCCUAAACCCUUCAUUUCACCAAAAAUUGCCAAACAUAUAUUGAAGACUCAAGAGAAUUAUCAUAACGAAACUUCAAGGUUACAUUUGUUUAGCAAUAAAUUAGAGGGUCGGAGUCUCAAAUACCCCAUAAAAGUAAAGGUACCCAGGCCCAAACCAUAUCGAUCUAAGGAGGAGAUUAAAGAAGAAGAGGAAGUUCUUGUGGUUUAUGGAAUCAAGACUAAAGGGGAUGGAAUAGUGAAGUUCGAUGUGUAUGUGAAUUUAGUAAAUGAGACGAACGUGGGGCCUACUUAUAGAGAAUUUGCUGGAACUUUUGUUCGUUUACCUAUGAAGAGAAUUGGAGCAAGUAAUGGAAAUAAAAAGUCUAGACUGAAAUUAGGAAUAUCAGAAUUGUUGAGAGAUUUAGAGGCUGAUAGAGAUGAGAGUAUUUGGGUGACUCUUUUGCCUAAAACUAGCUCAUGUGCCAACACUGUGAUUGAUGGAGUUCGGAUUGAUUAUAUGAGAUAGAUGACUAGUUCUGGUUGAUUAGGUUGAAGAUGACUUGAAAUAGUAUAUUCUUUAUUACUAGAAUUUAUUAUCACAAACUUAUAUGAUAUGUACUGUGGAUAUGAAGACAUCCACUCACUUUGACAACAAUAUUGUUGAACGAGUAGAAGAAUUGGAGGUCAAUUUAGUUAUUGGUGUUCGUUCUCUUUUCUUUUAA